This is a messenger RNA of Penicillium lagena, 849 nucleotides long. RefSeq names its product carbohydrate-binding module family 1 protein. The coding region runs from base 1 to 849 and encodes 282 amino acids. The record is from RefSeq and is a predicted model, not a curated record. The transcript has 2 exons. Gene Ontology annotation, cellular component: extracellular region. Lineage: Eukaryota; Fungi; Ascomycota; Eurotiomycetes; Eurotiales; Aspergillaceae. Gene Ontology annotation, molecular function: cellulose binding; hydrolase activity, hydrolyzing O-glycosyl compounds. Gene Ontology annotation, biological process: xylan catabolic process.
AUGGUCCUCUUAUCUACCCUUGUUGCCCUCUCUAUAGUUGCAGGAUCAUCUGCUGCUCCUACCGACACUGUCAAGAGGGAUAUCGCUGAUCGUGGUCCCCACGACUUUGCUCUGGGACAAGGCAAUACCCUAAGCCGCCGGUCUGCCAUUAACUAUGACCAGGACUAUACAACUGGUGGGACGGUCAAUUACUCACCGUCGAGCACUGGAUUCUCAGUUUCAUGGGAUACUGAGGAUGACUUCGUUGUCGGAGUAGGAUGGACCACUGGAUCCACCAGCCCCAUUACUUUUGGUGGCUCUUUCUCCGUUGGCGGCGGAACCGGUCUCCUCUCGGUCUAUGGCUGGAGCACCAACCCCCUGGUUGAAUACUAUGUCAUGGAAGACUACAGCAACCCUCCCACCAGCGGCACGGUGAAGGGGACUUUCACGAGCGAUGGAUCGACCUACACAGUCUGGGAGAACCAGCGCGUCAACGAACCAUCCAUCGAUGGAACCGCGACUUUCAACCAGUACAUCUCCGUCCGGAACUCCCCUCGAACCAGCGGUACGGUCACUAUCGAGAACCACUUCCAAGAGUGGGCGUCACUCGGCAUGGACCUGGGAUCGCUCAGCUACCAAGUCAUUGCUGUGGAAGGCUGGAGUGGCAGUGGAUCUGCCACGCAGUCCGUCAGCAAUUCCGGCAGCACCGGUUCCGGCGGUAGCACUGGAAGUGGCGGUGGCGGUGGAACUAGCAGUGGUAGCUGCUCAGCGCUUUAUGGCCAGUGUGGCGGUAUAGGGUGGACUGGUGCUACAUGCUGCUCGUCAGGCACCUGCAAGGCGGCCAAUUCCUACUACUCGCAGUGUCUUUAG